UUUUGUAACGUGGGUCUGUGGUCUGAAAGCGGCGUCUCCUACCGCAUGAAUGACAGAAGGACGAGACGGUAGAUCUUUGGUGGUUAACUAAGCACUUUUAUUGAGAUAUAAGAAAUCCGCGAAGAAGGUGAAAUUCAUCUGGCGUUGAUAAAUUUCCAUUACAAUAUUUGUAAAAAGAAAUGACAGCUAUCAACGGGCAAGGGAAAGACCAAGUCAUAUUUGUUACUAAGGAAGAGCAUGAAAUUCCCAGCACUGUGAAACUGGAAGAGGAGGAUCCAAAUGAGGACCUUGAAGGAAAAGGCCUCAUCCUGCCGACUGGUGAGAUAAACUGGGACUGUCCAUGUUUGGGUGGGAUGGCGAGUGGAGUGUGUGGAGAGCAGUUUAAGUCUGCGUUCACCUGCUUUCACCUCAGUCAAGAAGAGGUGAAGGGAUCUGACUGUCUGGAGCAGUUCAUAUCCAUGCAGGAGUGUUUCCGUCAACACCCCGAACUCUUCCCUCAGGACAACAAUGAUCUACAAACUGCAGAUCCGGACCAAAAACACCCCUCAUCCAUCUCUGACUUUACAACAAGCAGACAGUCGGACUCUUUACCCACUGAGACAGAUGAGAUUCCCUCACAGCUGCCUGUAGCCAGUUAAAAAGCAGCCAUUUAAGCAUUUAUUUACUAUAAUCUAUUGAUGUAGACAAGAACAGUGUAAACAUAGGUGGAUUAUAUGGUGAGUUUGGUAAAAAAAAAUGGUAGGGAUGUCCCGAUCAGGUUUUCUUAGGCUCUGAGUCAUUUGAUUUUGAGUAUCUACUGAUACCGAAACUCGAUCCGAUACUUCUAUAAUACAUAAAAAAAAGAAUAAAGAAGA
Messenger RNA from Danio aesculapii, 854 nucleotides. RefSeq names its product coiled-coil-helix-coiled-coil-helix domain containing 4b (gene chchd4b). The transcript is spliced from 3 exons. Gene Ontology annotation, molecular function: protein-disulfide reductase activity. The record is from RefSeq and is a predicted model, not a curated record. Lineage: Eukaryota; Metazoa; Chordata; Actinopteri; Cypriniformes; Danionidae. The coding region runs from base 180 to 638 and encodes 152 amino acids. Gene Ontology annotation, biological process: protein import into mitochondrial intermembrane space. Gene Ontology annotation, cellular component: mitochondrial intermembrane space.